UCCAUACCACUUGUCAUACAGUUCGAAUCAACUUCUUAUAAUAAUUUUGUAAAAUAUUACAAAUUUUUUGGUGCUACUUUUCAAACUUACAUAAAACUGUGAAAUAUUACAAAUUUUUUGGUGCUACUUUUCAAACUUACAUAAAACUGUGAAAUAUUACAAAUUUUUUGGUGCUACUUUUUAAACUUACAUAAAACUGAAAUUUUACGCGGAUUCACGUAAUUCUAACAAUCCAAAAUGUUAUUAGUGCAUGUAUAUUCAAGCUUUGAAAAUAGCCAAGACAUGGAUCCAACAUUUUUCGAAAUCGAUGCUGAUGAUAAAAUUUUUGAGCUAAAGCAAAAGCUGGAGCCGGUACUAGCGCUUCCUCUAUCUCAGAUUAAUAUUUAUACAUCUGAAGAGAGAAUUUCAGACAAGGAGGUAAUUUCGGACGUUCUGAGAGCUCAAAAUAUGAAAAAUUCGGGAACGGUUGCGGUUUUCCAUGUAUUCCAAGGCAACACUUGCGUGGCAAAUCUGAAUUUUCACCAACAGCUGCAUACAGAAGGGAAUCCUCAAGAGUCGCAGUACAUCUUGACUCUGGAUUCGUGUUGCAGUAGUAGCAGCGCCGUAUCGGGUUUGCUAAAGGAUAGGUCUCCUACGUAUAAACUUGCAGCUGGCGAUAGCACAAGAUCGGUGAUAUUGCACAACAAUCGGCCCAGGUUUGGGAUCCUGGCAGAAGCAGAUGGGCUCAAAUGCGAGUCGACCUCGAGCACGGAGGAGGAGCAGCCCUCUUGCAGCUCGAGCGUGGCUAAUCCGCAGUGCAUUGACAGGACGAAGGACUGCUGCCAGCAGCAGAACUGCGGCAAGCCUGAUAAUCGACCCCCGUAUGCGAGAACCAUGCCGGAGAACAGGCGCUUCGGGUUGGUGGUCAGUAACCUGGACUGCUGCGCAGAUGUGGACUCGGAAGCGGUGAUGGCCCACAUAUUUAAUCUAUUUGAAUCUUGCAGUAUUACGGAGUUAAGGUUUAGUGACUGCAUUUCGAUGGCCAAGUUCGGUUCGAACCUGCUAAUGGUGUGCGUGGACGAUCAGACCGCAAAUUGGGUGAUCAGCGCGGUGGACACAUUGUGCCCACCCCAUUCGUGCCUGCCCUUUAUAAAGUUUUUCGAUUUGUUGAGAUGUUCAUUCGUGCUGCCUCUGGUGCGACCCGGCGAGCCAUUGUGCAGUAUUUUUGCACUAAUGGAGAAACAGAAUCUGGAACUGGUGACUGAUAAGUGGAGUGUCAUAAGUCGCAUCCCUGUGGAUCCCUGCGAUCCCGAUCUCGUGACGGACCUCUGUCCGAACGAGAUGAUCGAGCUCUACAUCGACGAGGAUAGCAGGGAUCUGAUAUCCGAACAGUGUGAAAAAAUUGUAUACUUUUGUUGGCACUUGAAGGUCAACUUCGAAUGUUAGAUCUUCACCAAAACCGGGUACACCAGAAUCUAGUAACUUUCGCCCACCACCACCACCACCCGAGGAUUAACAACGAACAGGAGCCUGCCCCUCGGCAGCAAACGCAACAGCCACGGCCACCUGGAGGCCGUCGCCUCCUAUCGAUCAAACUCGCAGAAUCCGGCGAUCGCUUGCGAAUGACUCCCCGAUGCCUAGUCCAUUCCACUGGCCUGGAAGCUAAUGCCCCGGAUAUGUAUACUAUUGCAUCUACCUCCACUCUCUCCUGCCAGCUGCACCACCCAAUCGACCACCCACGCAGAGCCAGGAGGUGCAGUUCUUCGGUGCCAUCACACUGCACUCGAAACUGAUAAUGCACUGGCACGAAGUGCCGCCAGAGAAUCGCGUGGAGUUCAAGCAGAAGAUCCUCGUCGCUUUUCCGGCGCACCAAAGUUCGUGCUCAAACGCCAGUACAUCUCGCUAUGCGUCUGCAUAAAGCACAUGCAUCCAUCGAGGAUGGAUGUAAGCGUCGAUGUGCCGCUGGAUCAUGCUAGAGGUGCUGCAGGCACCCGAAGAGGCCCAGGUCAUCCACAUCUCCGUCAAGCGAAGGCCACUCGUUCUCCAGACCGCCGAAAGGUAUCUUGAGCUCAAGAUGCACCGAGUUUCGUAUGGAGAGACAUACAAAAACAUGAACAUGGAUUAUAAACUUCGGAUAUUCCAUUGAAGGAUACGCCACUGGAAGUGGUGCACAAGUGCUACUGACCCUGCAUGCAUGCAAACGAUGGUUGCAUGACCGACGAUGAGAAUGGGCUAACAGACGCAGUCGCCGUAGUUCUAUGUGGAAGUACAAGACAUUUCCGCUGGGACAAUCACCCUCAGAGCGGAGCUAGCUUUUAGUUGCAUGCCAUUGUUUCCGGAAGUGCUGCUGCUGCUGUUGUUGGAGGAGCUGGCGGUGUCCUCAUCGCCGGCCUCCUCCGCUUUGGUCACCUCAAAGGUGCCGCUCAUCGCAAACUUGGAGCCCGCGGUGCGAUAGCCGAGAUCCCCUAUAAUAGCGUUGGACACCUUUUUCAAACGCCAGUUCUGUCGCAGACGCCGUAGUUCUAUGUGGAAGUACAAGACAUCUCGGCAACGCUGCUCAUUGUGGUCAUUCCUCAAGCUUUCAGCCGAGAAGCACCUGUGCCGCCUGCGAUGUGGCCUUCUUGCGUCUGUAGACCUGCACAAUGGGCUUGGUGUCGUCUGCUUCCUCCAGCAAGGGACUCGGCACCAAAUAGCGCUUAUCCUUGGCCACGGAUAUCACAUCGGACAGCGCACAGAUCUUUGUGAGGGCAUCUUUCAGCUUGUUGCGCACCGCAUCUCAGGGCCACAGGCUCUCCUGGAACUGGGUGGCGUUAUUGUCGCCGCCGCCGCCGCCGCUUUCCUUUCCUCCUUUUCUCAUUUUCUCCUUCAGGUAGUCCAGAGACAUUGCAAAGCGCGCAUUUCGCUAGACUUUCGUCAAGAUGGCCGUGCUGGAAAUGCGGCGUUUACUGCCUCCCGCUUAAUACGCUUAAAAUUUGGCUUCUCUGAAACGUACGCAAACAGCAGUCUGGCAUAGACAUUCUAUUUAUAAUAUCUAUACAAAACAAUUCGGCAGCCUUUUAAAAUUAAAAAAAAAUUUCUAUCAAA
Molecule: messenger RNA, 3063 nt
Organism: Drosophila subpulchrella
Lineage: Eukaryota; Metazoa; Arthropoda; Insecta; Diptera; Drosophilidae
Exons: 6
Coding region: 238-1425 (395 amino acids)
Source: RefSeq, a predicted model, not a curated record